CCUGCGCUUCCAGCCAGAAACCCCGGAACCGGAGCCAGCGGCCCGAGCGCACCGCGGCGGCUCUGCGCCAAGCGCGAGAGCGGAGCGCGUGACGAACAACGAAGAGACCAUGUUGCUGCGCACGCGACCGCCUCUUCUUCUUCUUCUUCUUGUUCUUUCUCGCCUUCUCGAGCGGGCCUUCGACGAUGCACGCAGUAAUAAUAAUCCCAUCGUCCCCUAAAUGGACUAACUGAUUAUCGCAGAUCAUCGCGGAGGGAAGCCGCCGUUCAGUGUCACGGAGGGGCUGCGAAAGGGGAAAAAACGGACGCGCGAGGCGGAUCUCAACGUCAAAUGACCAUAGUGGCAGAAAAUAAGCCGCCACGGUGGAGUCGGCCGGUGCUGCUCUUGUCCGAAAUAUGACCAGCGGCGCUCGCAAGCCUCGGCAGAGAGAUGACGGCUUAACGCACCGGCUUACACCGCGCGAGAACGAGCAGCAAUCCACAGAGUCCGAGCGGGCGCACCGAUGGCGGCUCUCCUUGGCGUCACUCGUCGUCUUUGCCGCGCUGCUCUCUGACCGGCCGCGCUUCUGCGCCGAGGCCAACCUCACCAGGAGCCGAGACGAGGAGCUGGCCAGGAUCGCUUCGCCUCGAGACGCCAUUUACGUUGGAAACACGAGUCACCCGGCGUGGAGACUGGAAACGUGCCGCGCGGACGGCGCGUCCAGGAGCUGCUUCACGUUCGCCGACGCGGACCACCUGUGUGCGGGCCUCUCGGGGCCAGACGUGAACCCGAGUGACUUGUACCUGUCGUUCUGCAACGCCUACUCGCUCAUGGAUUUGCUGUACGGCUUGACAAACCCGGACGACUUGAACUGCAGCCUGGACGCGCUCGCGAGCGGCGACCGGUCCCGGUGUAGCCUGUGCGUGCAGGCGUACCAGCGCUAUGACGUGCACGCUCUGGAGAAAUACGAGGAGUUCGAGAGCAUGACCGAGCGCUACGAGACGGACGCGUACUCGGUGCGAACGUGCAUGGAUGAGUGUAAGGUGGUGUACAAGCCGUGGCUCUGCGCUCAGUAUUUCCAGAGCAAUCAGUCCAGCUGUAGCCGCAAGAUCCCAUGUGAACAGUACUGUCUUGAGGUCCAGCAGAGGUGUCCCUUCAUAUUGCCUGACAAUGAUGACCUUAUACAUGGUGGCACUCCCAGUUUUAUAUGUACAGGACUUUUGGAGAAUGCAGACAACACCAAGCAUGAGCCACAGUGCUGUGAUGUGCGGUGGGAGCUAAAAUUUAAUGAAUGUUCGCACAGCACAUUCAAAAGGACUCAUCCCUCACGCCAGCAUACAUCUGCUACAACCUCGGGAGCUCCAAGGCUGAGUCAAGGCAGACUGAAGCUUUGCUUGCUAGUUCUGGUCCUCUUGCACACGGUAGCGACCAUGACAGCUGUCCAGAACUCCACCUGCCUAGCUGCCAUCUUCCCACUGGAGGACAAUGCCCCUAGAGAAGAGUGA
Molecule: messenger RNA, 1484 nt
Organism: Neoarius graeffei (lesser salmon catfish)
Lineage: Eukaryota; Metazoa; Chordata; Actinopteri; Siluriformes; Ariidae
Gene: nalf1a
Product: NALCN channel auxiliary factor 1a
Exons: 3
Coding region: 396-1484 (362 amino acids)
Biological process (GO): calcium ion import across plasma membrane
Cellular component (GO): plasma membrane
Molecular function (GO): stretch-activated, monoatomic cation-selective, calcium channel activity
Source: RefSeq, a predicted model, not a curated record